Trichoderma aggressivum f. europaeum is the source of this 6246-nucleotide messenger RNA. RefSeq lists its product as uncharacterized. Gene Ontology annotation, biological process: protein import into nucleus; mRNA export from nucleus. The record is from RefSeq and is a predicted model, not a curated record. NCBI's taxonomy places the organism in Eukaryota, Fungi, Ascomycota, Sordariomycetes, Hypocreales, Hypocreaceae. The transcript has 2 exons. Gene Ontology annotation, molecular function: structural constituent of nuclear pore. Gene Ontology annotation, cellular component: nuclear pore. The coding region runs from base 1 to 6246 and encodes 2081 amino acids.
AUGGCGGCGGUCGAUGUCGACGUCGGCUACAUCGCGGGCCACCUGGGCCUUGACCAGCCUGUGGUGGCUACUCUGACGACGCAGCCCACCGUUGAUCUAGUUACUACGCUGCUGCAGGCCGUAGCUGCCAAGGCACACGACUUCGAGACGCUGUACGCCGAGAAGCUCCAAACCGACAUUGAACUGGAGAAUGCAGUUCGAAACUCCGAGACCAAGUCCCAGACCUUCAAGGCCACCGCCGAAAAGGCUCUCAAGGAUGUCGAAGAAGCCCGACAGCGCCUCAAGGAGGAGGAAACGAAACGACAGUCCUUGGAGAACGAACUUCAAAGUCUGAAAGCAAAGUACUCCGAUCACGAUGCCGAAGUCAAGGCGCUCAACGACAAGAUCGAGACCCUCCAGUCCUCCAACCGAACAAACCUCAGCAUCAUCGAAUCCAAUAACAAGCGCGACCAGACCUUGACCGAGGAACUCACCAAGCAGCACCAGCGAAAUGUUGAGCUCGCCCGAGAAGUAACGACUCUUCAGCAGUCGGAGCAAAAUGCCAAGGGUCAGCUCAACAGUGCCAAGUACCGACAGGACGCACUCCAGCAGCAACUUGAUUUGGCACGUCAGAAUGCCGAAUGGCUCGAGACGGAGCUGAAAACCAAGAGCGACGAGGCCCUCAAGUACCGCAAGGAAAAGGGCUCCAGGAUUGCCGAGCUCCAGAGACAAAACGAAGACACCAAGGCCCAGAUUGACGCUUUUAAGCGCUCUGAGCAGCAGCUCCGCGAGCGACUCGAUGCUAUGCAGGCCAGGGCUGACGAUGCUCUUGUCAAGUUGCAAAAGCAGGAGGGCUCUUUUGCGGCCACUGUCGAGAGCUACAAGCAAGAGCUGGACGACCAACGACGCCUUGUUGAAAUGUCCGAGCAGCUGAGCAAGAAACACCAGGACCGUGUGCGAGAGUUGGAGUCUGAGAAGGAGCGCCUCAAAGAUAAUUACGAAAACGAACUUCGCCGUGUUCGCUUGGAGCUGGAAUCGGAACGCCGUGUUACCGCCGAGAUGGAGGAGCGAAUUCGACAACUUGAGAGCGACCUGGAUGCGGCCCACGUCCGCAUGGAGCACGCUGCCCCCCCGUCAUCGUUACCGCAGACCCCUCUACUGAAUGGCUCAACCGUGGCCCGGGCCAACUCUCCCUUUGGAACCCCUGGCUCUGGACGAAACAAGUCGACCAUCACUGCUACCCAAGCGAUCGAGCAGCUUUACCAGGUCAAGGGUCAGCUCGCCGGCGAGAAACGGCGAAACCAGCAGCUCGCCGAAGAGCUCGAUGGCAUGAUUGCUGCGUUGGAAGCCAAAACACCAGAAAUCCAGGAGCUUCAGUCCGAAGCCGAGACGCUUCGAAACGAGAUUGCACACAUGUCUGAGCUGUCACAGCAGAGUUUCGAAGAGCGAGAUGCGGCGAGAAAGGCGGCCAGGAAGGCAGAAAGCACGCUUGCUACUGCACAGUCCGAGAGCAAGAUUCUACGUACUCAGCUGAGAGAUUUGGGCACACAGAUCCAGAUGCUCGUCUUCAACAUCUAUGCUUUGGAAAGAGGCAUGGAUCAGCUGACUGAGGAGGAAAAGUACCGCCUACAGCAGCUUGAAAAGGGAGAGAUCACCGAGGAGGCCCUGUCCGACAUGUCGGAUACUCACCAGUUCAUUACCCAGAAAUUGGUGGUUUUCAAGGACAUCAAGUCUCUACAGGCCAAGAACGAGGACCUCCUGCGCAUCACCCGCGAGCUCGCUGAGCAGAUGGAAAGCGAAGAGGCCUUGGCCGCCAAGCAUCAGGCUAAGGAGGACCACGACUUGGUUGAGAGGCUGCAGCAAGACCUCACCCAUAUGAUGGAAGAGAUCAAGUCUGCCAAAAUCACCAUGGAAAGCUACAAGAUGGAGCGUGAUAUGUUCCGACGCCUUCUUCAGCAACGUGGUGCCGGCGACGACCCUUCCCACAUGCGCCAUUCUAUUGGUGGCCAGAUGCCAAUCGGCAGCAUUGAGACUGGAGAGCAGACCGAGACUCUGACGGAAGCCCUGCGUAAGAUUCAGGCAGAGUACGACAGCUUCCGAGACGCUCAAGAUGGUGUACGCAAGGACUUUAGAGAUCAAAUCGAUCAUCUCUCAUCGGAGAAGAACGCACUCCAGACUGCCAACAUCAGGCUACAGGGCGAGGCUAGGCUGGAGUUUGAACGACGGGAGAUGCUCCAGAGCAACUACGUCGCCCUUCAGAAUGAGAACUCUGAACUCCAAAAGAGGACCCAGAUUCUUUCCGAGACCGCCGCCAAGCAGGAUAUUAGGGUCCAGCAAGUGGCGGAAGAACUUAUCGAAGUCAAGGGUCUCCUGGACAGCAUGCGAAACGAGACUGCCAAUCUCAAGGCGGAGAAGAAGCUUUGGAAGGACAUUCAAGAGCGCAUGAGCAAGGACAAUGACUCCUUGAUUGAGGAGAAGAAUAGGCUGGGCAACCUCCUGACGGCCCAGCAAUCCCUGGAAAACGAACGCAACAUUACCGAAUCCGAGGCUCGUCGCAAAGCUCAAACCAAGAUUGAAACGUUGGAGCUUGAGCUGAGCACUGCGCAGAAGAAGCUAUCCCAAGCCGUAGAGGACUCUCAGCACCUGCAACAGAGGAAGGAAUACGAGGCAAAGGAAUCCCAGAAGCGGAUUGAUGAUCUCAUGGCCAGCCUGAGCCAACUCCGAGAGGAGCACGUCAGCAUCAAAACGUCCCGUGAUCAUCUCCAAGCUCGCGUUGAUGAGUUGACUGUAGAGCUCCGAAGUGCCGAAGAGCGCGCUGGCCGCCUACAGCCUCGUCCUACGCCUCGACCGGGCCUCAUGACAGACAGCAACGUGCGCCAGCAAGAGCUUGAAGCUGAGAUUCAGGAUCUCAACAAUGAUAUUUCGGACCUCAAGCGCGACCUCGACAUGGCCAACACGCAGUUGGAAAACGCAAAGGCUCAGGCCGAGCAGUACAAGGAGCUGAGUCAGGGCAACGAGGAGGCUUUGGAGGACUUGCGAGCCUCGCAAGACGAGUACCGGCAGGAGAUGGAGAAUCUCAUUCAGCAAAAGGAUGCGAGGAUCAAGGAGCUGGGUCAGCAGAUUGAAGAUUUGUCCGCUGAACUGUCACGAUCCAACACCGAACUGUCCACCAUUCGGGACUCCCAAGGAGAGAUUGCGCGCAAGUACGAAGAUGAGAAGACUAUACUGGAGGAGGAGAUCAAGCGGCUCAAGGAAGAAAGCAGUCGACACAUUGAAGCUGCCCGAUAUCAUCAGCAAGAUCUUCGUGCUCAGGCUGAGAUCGCCUCGAAGGCCCAGCAGGACUACGAGAAGGAGCUUGUUAAGCAUGCUGAAGCUGCCAAGCUGGUUCAGGAGUUGCGCAACGAGUAUAACGAGUACAAGCGCGAGUCUGCAUCACUGCGCGCGGAAGCAGAAUCUGCCAAGGUCACGCUCGCGCAAAGCGAGAGCUCCUGGGAAGACCGAAGACUGCAGCUGGAGCAGGAGAUGGCCGAGCUCAAACAAAGGCGCGAGGAUGCCAACGCGCAGAACAAGCUUCUGCAUCAGCAACUCGAAAGCUUGACCGGCCAGAUUGCAGCCAUGCAGCAAAACCGCAGCAACAUUGCUGAUGCGGAUGAGGCCAUGUCGCCCGUUGGCAUGGGCGAUGCCAUCGAGGGCAUGCGAGAGUUGAAUGGGUACCUGCGUCGCGAAAAGGAGAUUCUCGAAGUCCAGUACGAUAUGAAGACCAACGAAUCGAAGCGCCUGCAGCAACAAGUCGAGUAUCUGCAGUCACAGCUGGAUGAGACUCGUCUGAAGCUCGACCAAGAGCGCCAGGCUUCGCAAAGCGGCAACACUUCCAUGGCUCACAAGGAUCUGAUGGAGAAACUACACGAGCUUAACCUCUACCGCGAGAGCAGCAUGGCUCUUCGGACGGAGAAUAGCCAACUCAAGGAUCAGAUCAGCGAGAAGAACAAGAAGGUCGACGAGAUGACGCAGAAGAUUCAGCCUCUCGAGAGCGAGAUUGACAACCUAAACACUCAAAAGUCGUUCUUGGAAGAGGAGAUUAAGCAAAUCCAGGAGGAUCGCGAUCGCUGGCAGAAGAGGACCGAGGGCAUCCUGACCAAGUAUGGUCGUGUUGACCCGGCCGAGAUGGAGCAGCUGAAACAGACCAUUGCCGACCUCGAAAAGGAGCGGGAUGCUCUCAAGGAGGGCGAACAGCCGCUGCAGGCCAAGGUCGCCGAGCUUGAAUCGACCCUUGAAACUGAACGGACCAAUUGGUCAAAUACUCGAGCUAAGCUUACGGAGCAGUUCAAGGAGCGAUCCCGGAAGAUUAGUGGUGAAAAGAAUGAGGCCAGCCAGCGAGCCAACACCCUACAAGAGCAGCUUGACAAGGCCAAUGGCGUCCUUUCUGCUACACAGAAGCAAGCGGAGCAGUUCAAUGAGGAGAGGGCGGAAUUGCUGAAGCAAAUCCAUGCAUUCCAGCAGCAGGUCGAGGAGCUGCGCCGACAAGGACAACAAACACAGCCCUUGGCCGCACAGCCAGUCUCUCAGCAGCCACAACCUGAUGCCUCUGCAUCCUCAGAAGUUGUUACUGUGCUAGAGCAGCGUCUCGCCGAUGCCCAAAAGGAGCUGGAGGCAGUCAAUGCCCAGAAACUAGGAGCACAGCAGCAGCUCGAAAGACUACGAGGCGAGCUACAGACAGCUACCUCGGAGCGCGACAGCGCGUUGCUGAAGCUGCAAGAAGCCAACGCUGCAGCGCCAUCCAAUUCUACCGAGGCUGUGCCUACCGCUGUGCCGGAGGCAGGAGAGGGUCAAGCAGCCACGAAUGGCUUGUCAGAUGCCGAGAGGAAACAAUUAGAAAGCAAGCUUGCUGCCGCCGAAGCAAAGGCUGCCGAAUUCGAGCACAAGGCCAACGAAGUUGAAGCCAAGAUCCAGCAAACGAUUAAGGAGCGAUCGGACAGGAUGAAGGACACGCUGAACAAUAAACUCAAGGAGAGCCGUGCCAAGUUGGAGGAAGAGUUCAAGAGGAAAGACGACGACCUCAAGCUCCGGUUCGAGCAAGAGAAACUAAUCUGGCAGAUGGAGAACCCCUCUAAAUCAGCGCCUGCAAAGGAAACCUCGGCUGCCGAGCAGCAACCGCCAAACACGCCAGCCAAGGUUGAAGCACCCUCAGUACCACCAACUCCAGCUCCAAGCGGGCCACCUGAUCUCUCGCGAUUAGACGAUUCCUCCAUUCGUCAGUUCCUGGCUUCCAACGCCACCGUCAAGAAUAUCAUAGCCGCCAACAUUCGCAAGAAGUUGGAUACGGAGAGCGCCAAGAUCAAGUCUGAGUAUGAAGGCAAAAUCACAGCCGCGCGCGACCAAGCUCAACUCAUGGAGUCCAAGAAGUCCACCCUCCGGAUCAACAUGGCGGAGAACAAGCUUAGACAUGCGACCGCGAAACUUGGCGUAGUUGAGACAGCCGCGAACGAGACGCCACAGAAGCCGGUAGUAGAAGUCUGGGAGGUUGCCAAAGUGACCCAGGCUCCUCCUCCGGCGCCGGCGGCAGCCAAACCCCCGGCUCCAACCCCAGCUACGACUACGCCAGUAAGGCAACCGUCCAUCUCUGGCGGCGCCCCUGCUUCAACUGCCGUCCCUCCUGGUGCGGCUGCUCAGCCUGCCCCCGGCGGUCCGAGACCUGCACUGGCACCUUUGGUAGCGACAACUCCUUCACAAGCCGCUACCCAACCUCCUCCAGAGCCCAAGGCCGCAGACUCGGCUGCACCCGCGGGCGGCAACAUCCAGCCCCCCCAGGCUUCAAAUCCGUUCGCGGUGCCUACGACGGGCGGCUCUGCUGCUCCCAACCCCUUUGUGCAGACGGACGCUGCCGCUGCCCCUGCGGCCCAACCAGCCCAGCCUCAACCAGGCUUGCCACAAGCACAACAACCAACUCAAGCACCACAACCGUUACAGCUGCCUCAAAUCCCACCUCAACCCCAGCAGCAGGGACAGAUGCCAGUGCGGUCUGGCAUCCCGAUGCCUCGCGGCGGCGGGCGUGGACGAGGAGGGGCAUACGUGCCUCCUGGCCGAGGGGGGCCGGCCGGUAACGAAGCUGGACAGGGCCAUGCUGGCCGUGGCGGACGCGGAGGUGCACGAGGAGGUCGCGGUGGCAUGAAUGCGGCCGCAUCUGAGUUCCAGCCGGGAGCGAAGCGACCCAGAGGCGAUUCAGAAGCCGCCGGUGCUGGAGCAAAGAGAGCAAGAGGAGCCCACUAA